AUGGUGUCUCCUAAUGCUACUGGCUCCGGCGGCGGCGACAUGCCCAUCCGCGUCCUGAGACGCGGCCUUGUCAAGGCUUCCGACCCGUCUUUCGAACCGCACGUCGCCUCCUUCUCCAACCUGGACCUCUACGCUGGCGAGGGGCAAGCCUCCAUAGUAUGCCUCUACCCCAAGCUCCCAAAUGCCGGCGACUUCCAGGCGGUGGUCGCCGCCUUCGAGUCCGUCCUGCCGUCCGUGCUCAACGUCUUCUACCACUACGCCGGGCGCAUCCGCAGCAACCCAAGCUCAGGCCUCCCGGAGCUGCUCUGCGACAACCAAGGUGCCGAGCUCGUCGUCGGAGAGGUCGACGCCGCCAUGGCUAGCCUGGACUACGGCGUGGCGGAGCAGUCCCUGAAGAAGAUCAUGCUGCCGUACGCCGAGGACGUGACGCUCUCGGUGCAGCUGCUGUCCUUCGCCUGUGGCGGCUUCUCGGUCGCGUGGGGGAACAACGACAUCGUCCACGACGGCCACGCCAUCACCAUGUUCCUCAGGAUGUGGUCCCAGCUCGCCCGAACCGGGAGCUUCAUCGACGACGGACCGCCCAACCAUGACCGCUCUGUGUUCCGCCCUCGCAGCCCGCCGUCGUACAGGGCCUCCACCAGCGACAAGUUCGCGAUGUACGACCACCACCGGAUGGUCAACGCGCUGACGGCCCACGACAGCUUCGUCGAGCGCCUCUACUACGUGGAGGCGAGCGACAUCGCCAGCCUGCGCGAGAUGGCAAGCACCAGGCUCCAGCGCUCGUCCCGCGUCCAGGCAGUGUCCGCGUACCUCUGGAAGGCCCUCGCCGGCGUGGUGGCCGCGUGCCGCGUGCACGAGGAGCGCUGCUGCAUGGGGUGGAUGGUGGACGCGCGGCGACGGGUCAAGGCGCCGGAGCUCGCCCGGGCGAUGCGCAACUACUUCGGCAACGCGGCCUUGUACGCUAUCGCGGACGCAACCGUGGAGGAGAUCCGGAACAAGGAGCUGGCGGAGGUGGCAGCCAUGGUGCGGGAGACCAUCACGUCCAUCGACUACGGCGAGUACACCCAGGAGCUGGUGGACUGGGUGGAGGAGCACAAGACGGAGAGGAGGAUUGAGAAGGGCAUCCUUGGGCUGGGCACGCCUACGUUGAACCAGACGGUGUCCGCCUCCUUCCCGCUCGACACAGACUUCGGCUUCGGCGAUGCCGUGCUGGCCAUGCCCAUGUGGGACUUUGAGAGGCUCAGCUCGGGCUACCUGUCGGUCGGAGCUCGGCCGGGAGGCGACGGCUCCUGGCUUGUCAACGCCUACAUAUGGCCGCGCCUCGCGGCGGCCCUCGAGUCCGACCAGCAGCACAUCUUCAAGCCUCUGACGGCCGAGUACCUAGGGCUCGCCUAG
Messenger RNA from Triticum turgidum subsp. durum (durum wheat), 1395 nucleotides. NCBI's taxonomy places the organism in Eukaryota, Viridiplantae, Streptophyta, Magnoliopsida, Poales, Poaceae. The record is from the annotation of a GenBank genome assembly.